CCCUGAAGUGUCCUUCCAACAGCUACUAUGACCCUUGCAUGACCGGCUGUCCUGCCACCUGUGUUGACCGACAAGCCCCACUGAACUGCUCCAAGCCCUGCGUGGAGGGCUGUGCGUGUACCUCUGGCUUCCUCCUCAGCGGAGACACCUGUGUGCCCGAGGCCCAGUGUGGCUGCCUCUUUGAGGACAACUACUACAGCGAAGGCGAGUACUCCGUGAACGAGAAUUGCACUCGCCGGUGCCGGUGUGAACACAACGGCCAGAUGGUUUGCUCUGCCUUGUCCUGUGGCGAGGACGAGGUCUGCAAGAUCCAGAACGGCCAGAGGGGCUGUUACCCAGCCAGCACUGCGCUCUGCCACAUCUAUGGCGACCCGCAUUACAGCACCUUUGAUGGGAAGCUUCACCACUUCCAGGGCUCCUGCAACUACACCGUUGUAACAGGCUGUGACAACUCCUCCAUCGGGUUCAGUGUCACCACCCGCAACGAACAUCGCGGCAGCCAGAGCUGGACAGCUCUGAACUCUGUGGCACUGUCCCUGGAAGGCCUCCACAUUGCACUGCGCAAGCGCAAGUCCGUCUACGUCAACGGUGCUCUGGUCUCCCUGCCUGCUUCUCCUGCCCCCGGUGUGACCAUUUCCCUGAGCGGCUCCUACGUGCACGUUUCCACCAAGCUGGGCCUGCAACUGCAGUUCAACGGGGACCACGAGCUCCUCGUGAAGGUGUCUGAGAAGCACAAGGGCAAGCUCUGUGGGCUGUGUGGGACGUACACUGGGAGCCAGCAGGACGACUUCAUGCGCCCUGAUGGAGUUGUCGUGCCCGACUUCAAUGACUUUGGAGCCAGCUGGAUGGUGCCGGAUGAUGAGUGGCCGUGUGACCCAGCCAUCAGCCCACCUGUGUCCUGCUCCCCUGCCGAGGAAGAGGCAGCUAACAAGCAGUGUUCAAUCCUCACGCAUCUGGGUGGACCAUUCCAGCCAUGCCACGCAGUUCUGCCGCCCCAGACGUACUUUGAGAGCUGUGUCUAUGACCAGUGUGCCACGGGCGGCAGCACGGAGCAGCUCUGCAAUGACCUGGGGGCCUAUGCCACAGCCUGUGCGGAGGCAGGCGUUGCCCUGGGAGACUGGAGUGCUGGCACUGUCUGUGCUCCUACACCCUCGCCCCCCUUGCCAGACACUACAACACGGCCUCCACCUACAACAACCUCACCGGCACCUGGGACAAGCACAGCUCCCCCAACAGACUGCAAUUUCACCUGCACAUUCGACAAGGACUUCUGUGGCUGGGUCCAGGCAGACUACAGCAGCAUUGACUGGAUAAGGAACAAAGGCCCAACGCCCACACCAAAUACCGGCCCCUCCUCUGACCACACAACUGGAGACGGCUACUACAUCUACCUGCAAGGGACUGAUGAUGCUUUCUCCGGGUUUGUGGCUGUCCUGGUCAGUCCGGUGUGCAGUUGGGAAGGAACGCACUGCUUCCGCUUCUGGUACCACAUGUACGGAAACGCUGAAAUGGCCCUGAGGGUGUACGUGGCAAAGGACUCUGAGCAAGUGGAGGUGUGGAAUCAAGAAGGGAACCAUGGGGACAUGUGGCACUUGGGAGAGGUGACGGUGCACAUCACAGGAAAUACGCAGAUUUUGCUGGAGGGACAAUGGGGUGAAGACGCCCGGAGCAACGUAGCGUUGGAUGAUCUGUCCAUUGAAAAGGGAUCCUGUGCAGGUGCAUCAACACCAACACCCACGACCCCACAGCCAGGCACCACAACGCAGACAACACCAAGACCACCAACAACACCACCUGGGAUGACCUCAGCUCCUACACCCUCGCCCCCCUUGCCAGACACUACAACGCGACCUCCACCUACAACAACCUCACCGGCACCUGGGACAAGCACAGGUCCAUCAACACCAACACCCACGAUUCCUUUGCCAGGCACUACAACGCAGCCUGCCCACACAACAUCACCAACAACACCAAUACCCAGCUCAGACCGUGCUUCCUGCAGCGCCUCUGGAGAUCCACAUUAUAACACUUUUGACCAUAGAGUCCAUAAUUUCAUGGGAAAUUGCACUUACACCCUCUCCAAAGUGUGCAAUGUCUCUGAGAAGCUUCCAUACUUUGAUGUGUCCACAACAAAUGAGCACAGAGGAGCCAACACCAAAGUCUCUUAUGUGAAGUCAGUGCAAGUGGAAGUCUAUGACAACCAGAUUUCUCUACUGAAAAACAAGAAAGUGAAUGUGAAUGGUCGCAGAAUGAACCUGCCUGUAUUUAUUGAGAAGAAAAUCAGUAUUCAAAGCAGUGGUGGAUAUGUUCUCUUGGAAACUGACUUUGGACUGUGGGUGAGAUAUGAUGGAAACCACUAUGCAGAAGUCUCCGUGCCCUCUAAUUACAGUCAUCUGCUCUGUGGCCUCUGUGGUAAUUAUAAUGGUGAUCCAAAUGAUGACAUUAUAAAGCCCAAUGGUGCUAUUGCAAGUGGUUCUACGGAUCUUGGAGAAAGCUGGCUUGUGCCUGAGAAUAACACCAUAUGCUCCAGUGGUGGGACAGAAGAGCAGUGUGAUCCUGUGUUGGAGAGUGAAGCAAAGAAGAACACAGCAUGUGGCAUGAUCACAGACCCAACAGGAAUCUUCAAGGACUGUCAUACCAGAGUGCCUCCAGAGAAUUUCUUUGAAAACUGUGUUUAUGACAUGUGUUUCACUGGUGGACAGGCAAUAUCCUUAUGCUAUGGACUACAGGCCUAUGCUGAGUCAUGUAUCAAUGCUGGCAUAUGCAUAGAGUGGAGGAAUCCUACUCUUUGCCCAAUGUCCUGUCCUGGAGGCAGCAUCUACAAGAGCUGUGGUACUAGGUGUCCCUCUACCUGUUUGAACAUCUCAGCAGCUGAUUCCUGCAGUUCUUUACCAGUGGAAGGUUGCUUCUGUAAGGAAGGCUAUGUUUUGAGUGGAGACAAAUGUGUGCCGGAAAGCAGCUGUGGUUGUGUUGAUGAAAAGAACCAGUAUCACCAGCUGAAUGAAAGCUGGUUCACCCAUUAUCCCUGCACUGAACGCUGCACCUGCAAGGCUAAUAACACCAUUGAAUGCACAUCCUGGGAGUGUGGAGUCCAAGAGGAAUGCAGUAUUCAGGAUGGUGUGCUGGGCUGUCAUUCCAAUGGUCAAGCAACAUGUCAAGUGGUAGGAGAUCCCCAUUAUUUCACUUUUGAUGGAAUGAAGUACACUUUCGUGGGAACCUGCACCUACACUUUGGUUGAGGUUGUCAACACUGCCACCAAUGUCAUUCCUAUAACCAUACUGGGCAAGAAUGAAGACAGAGGACUGAGAGGGGCCACAUACCUGAAAGAAGUCUAUAUAGAUGUGCAUGGUGUACGAAUCACCCUUCAGAAAAACCAAGGAAUCCUGUUGAACAAUGAGAGAGUCUACACUCCAGUGGAGAACCGACUGCAAGGUGUGUCCAUUGGAAAUGUUGGCAGAUUUAUAGUAGUGCAAACUGACUUUGGUGUGAUAGUGAAAUAUGACGGCAAUCACCAUCUGGAAAUCACCCUCCCACAAUCUUAUUUCUCACAGGUGCAUGGCAUGUGUGGUAAUUUCAAUGAUAAUCGUGAAGAUGAUCUGUCCUUGCCCAAUGGAACAGUCGUCAGUGCCACACAGUUUGGAAAUAGCUGGAAAGUGGAGAAAGACAGUGAUAAGGGUUGCUUACCAGACUUAAGAGAAGAUGAUGAUCCCCCUUGCACUGCUGAGAAUAAACAAGUCAUUGAAAGCCAGUGUAAUGUCCUAAAAUCAGACAAAUUCAAAGUAUGCCAUAAUCUAGUCAACCCUGAAGACUUUGUAGAGAUCUGCGUCUAUGACAUGUGCCAGUAUGAUGGAAUGAAGUCUGCUCUCUGCGACAUAGUUCAAGCCUAUGUGGAGACCUGCAAGAACCAUGGAAUCACCAUUAAAUGGAGGAAUAACACAUUCUGUCCAUUGCCCUGCCCAUCCCGGAGCCAUUACAAGGACUGUGUCUCUGCCUGCCCAUCAACAUGCAAUGACAUUUUUGCCUCUUCCCUUUGUGACAAGACAGAAGAGUGUACAGAGGGCUGUGAGUGUGAUGAUAAUUAUGUGCUCAGUAAUGGCAACUGUGUACCUCUGAGCAGUUGUGGCUGCAGGGAUGAUGACAACAAUUACUACAGUGCUGGGGAGACAUGGAUAACUCCACACUGCGCUAGAAGAUGCCAGUGUCAGAAGAACGGUGUCAUCAGUUGUAAGAGCUAUAGCUGUGAUUCUAGAGAAACCUGUGUGAUCAAAAAUGGAAAACACAAGUGCCAGCCAACAGGUUUUGGAAGAUGCCAGAUCCUGGGCGACCCACACUACACCACCUUCGACGGUCUGGUGCACCACUUCCAAGGGAAAUACACGUAUAUUGUGGCUCAGACCAUCCCUGACCUACCUGAUACUCUCACACAGUUCAGCAUUGAAGGCAUGAACUCUCCUUUACGUCUAAAUCGGCACAUUACCUACCUGAAAGAGAUUCUCAUCAAUGUUUACAACCACACAGUGCGAUUCAGGCAGAACAAGCAGGUUCUGUUGGAUGGUGUCAGUGUGAGACCCCCUCUUCGACCUCAUGAAGGUAUUCAUAUAUAUCAGAGGACAACAAGAAUUUACCUAGAGACAGAUUUUGGCUUAUAUGUGAGCUUUGAUGGCAAUCAAAAUGCAGAUAUAAAGCUGGCCAACACCUACGGAGGCAGAGUGGAAGGCUUGUGUGGUGACUUUGAUGGGAGAUAUAGAAAUGACUUCACAAAUCCAAAUGGUGUUUGGGUGAAGAACGUGAAUGUAUUCGGUGAAAGUUGGAAAGUUCCUUUAAAAAGAAGCUCUCGUUUCAGACGAGAUGUCAACUCAGAAAAUGAGUCUGAGGAGGAGCCAGAUCCAGGGCUUUUCCAAGGUUGCAACGAAAAUCAGCUGGAGCAGCAAAAUACAACUUCAAGAUGCCAAAUCCUGACUGACUUGAAUGGUCCUUUUGCAAAGUGUCAUUCUACAGUCCUACCGGAUUUCUAUUUCACGAGCUGCCUGUUUGAUAUGUGUGUGGAAGGAGAUGAGGUCACUACCUUGUGUCGCAGUCUGGAGGAAUAUGUGCUGGCCUGUCAGCAGCAAGGAGUCAGUAUGGAUGGCUGGAGACAACAGACAGUUUGUGGUAUAUCAUGUCCUGCCAACAGCAACUAUAGCUCAUGCAUGUCUGCAUGCCCAGCAUCCUGCAACGACCUGACCAGCCCCUCUGAGUGUGAAUCACCUUGUGUGGAAGGCUGUGAAUGUCUCCCUGGCUAUGUUCUCAGCGGUUUUGACUGUGUGCCUUACAAAGAGUGUGGCUGCACAUACCUGAACAAAUACUAUGAGAUUGGAGAAAUAUUCACCACUGAUGACUGCUCUCAGACAUGCCAGUGCACAGAAAGCUCCACUGUUUUCUGCUCUGACAAACCAUGUGGGUCUGAUGAAAUCUGCAGCAUUUCCAACUACACUCGUGGAUGCUACAGGAGUGGACCAUGUAUGCCAAAUCCUUGUCAGAAUGAUGGUGUUUGCUCUGAAACUACCAAUGACACCUCUCUCCUCUUCUACUGUGAAUGUUCAGAGCUGUACACAGGACCAACGUGUGAGGCUGAAAAGAUAGCUGAAGACCCUGACACAGAGGAUCCCAAGGACUAUACAUUUGCCAUCGUCAUCGGAGUCGUGGCAGGUGUAGCUGUUAUUGUCAUUCUCAUCCCAUCUAUAGUGUACCUGUACAGGAGAAAGAGAAAGGUGGAUACACAUACAAUAACAAAGGAUUCUUCUUUGAAGUGGUCCAGGGAUGAACUGGAUGCCAGAGUACACGAGCAAGAUUAUGACUGCAUUGUGAACAGAGCAUUUGAUCAAAAUGAAUACCAAAAUACACACCUAUAG
Molecule: messenger RNA, 5891 nt
Organism: Neopelma chrysocephalum (saffron-crested tyrant-manakin)
Lineage: Eukaryota; Metazoa; Chordata; Aves; Passeriformes; Pipridae
Product: zonadhesin-like
Exons: 35
Cellular component (GO): membrane
Molecular function (GO): protein binding
Source: RefSeq, a predicted model, not a curated record